AUAACUAUCAUUGCAAUUGUUUGAGUAAGACCAUCAAACUUUCAAAAAUUGUAACAUUGUAUGCUUACAUUGUAUUUUUAAUAGUUUCUUCUAGUUUAAAAUAUUUUUACCACUAGUUCUAAUUUAUUUUACACCAAGCUCAUAUUUUUAGAUAAAAAUGAAAGUUUCCUAUGCUUUAAUAGCAAUUCUGUUUGUAAAUGUUUUGGCGGAUUUAAAGGAUGACUAUCAAAAGGAAUAUAAAUUGGAGAUUUCCUUGUCCAACAUGGAAAUCCACAGAGCUUCAAACCAUUACGAUUCAAAUGGAAACGGAUUGGAGUAUAUAAUUACAAAAAUUGUAGAGACUAUGGUAAAAGUAGGAUUUCUUACAAUAGGUAUGAUGUCAUACGGUUUAACUACCGUGCUCACUAUACCGGAACAUAUAAACAUUAAUGACCCAUCAAUGCUAAAAGAUCAAAUAGUUGAACAGCGAUUUUUGCGAAAGAAAAUAUAUAAUCUAAUAGGUGGUCCUGUUUCUGAGGGUCUAAACCAAAGUAUUCCUGCACGUGUAGUACGAAUUUAUCAUGAUUUUGAUGACACAAAUCAAAUGGAUCCUGCUUCUGAAGAUCCAAACCAAAGUGGUCCUGUUUCUGAGGGUUUAAACCAAAUGGGUGCGGCUUCUGAAGGUCUAAACCAAAGUAUGCUUGAUUCUGAUGAUACAAACCAAAGUGGUCCUGAUUCUGAAGAUUCAAACCAAAAUAUGCUUGACUCUGAUGAUACAAACCAAAGUGGUCCUGAUUCUGAAGAUUUAAACCAAAGUGAUUCUAGUCCAGAAGAUCCACCCCAAAUUUUUAGUGAUUUUGAUAACGCAAAUGAAAGUAAUUACAAUGUUAUUAGUUAG
Adelges cooleyi (spruce gall adelgid) is the source of this 877-nucleotide messenger RNA. RefSeq lists its product as uncharacterized. The record is from RefSeq and is a predicted model, not a curated record. The transcript is spliced from 20 exons. Lineage: Eukaryota; Metazoa; Arthropoda; Insecta; Hemiptera; Adelgidae. Bases 158 to 877 code for a protein of 239 amino acids.